GAAAAGCAGUAGAGGGAAUCCUCGGUAGUAUCAGUAGCACUCUCGAACAGUGCGAAACUUUUAAUGAAGAUUUUCUUAUAAUAAACGCAAUUGUGUAGGAUGGAGUCUCAUAAAUAUGUUUAUAAAAAAAAAUUAGGUGCAGGGGCAUUUGGAUGUGUCUAUCUUGUGAAGCGCAAACCAGAUAAUUCACUGUACGUUAUUAAGGAACAAUCAGGGCAGGGAUCGCAACAAAUAGUAAGAAAUGAGGUGGAGCAGCUCAGGAAGAUGAACCACCCAAACAUAAUUCAAUACUACGGUUGCUCGUACGACAGUGGUAAAUGGUGUAUUGUUAUGCAGUACGCAACAGGUGGAACAUUGAGGGAUUUUCUCCAGCGUCGGGGUCGCCCCCUCAGCGAAGCGAGCGCUCUGUAUUUCUUCGCUCAAAUUAUUAUGGGUGUUCAUCACAUCCACGAAAAAAUGGUUGUUCAUCGUGAUUUGAAACCUGAAAACAUCUUUUUGCAUGGUCCUCAUGGAAAUUUUAUAAAGAUUGGAGAUUUUGGAAUUGCUAAGGACAUUAAAAAGGAAAUUGCAUUGACCAAUAUUGGCACUCGGCUCUACAUGGCCCCUGAAGUCCUCAAAGGACUUCCGUACGACUCUAAAUGUGAUAUUUGGAGUGCUGGAAUCAUCUUGUACGAAAUGCUGACAAAUGUCUUUCCUUUCAGCACUUCGGACUAUCUAAAAAUGAUGUAUCAAAUAAGUCGUGGUAUCCUCAAAGUUCUCCCCGAGGACACAAUUACCCCUGCAACUGUGAAAAUUAAUUACUCAAUGCUUCGAAGACACCCAGAAUCUCGUCCACGGGCAGGGGACCUUGUUCGCACCCGCAGUGUAUUUACAUCCAUAAAAUCCUUCUAUCGUCAUCUAUCGGCUGAGGAUCAGGCUAGACUCUUCAAAUUCGGAGAUUAAUGGAGAACUUCGAAACAUCUAAAGAGCUUCGAACUGCUAACAAAUCGAACCAUGGAGUUGAGAUAUAAAGGGAGAUCACUCAUCAAUCUGUUUCUAGUUUCUGUGAUUUUUGAUAAUUAAGAAAAAUCAUUA
Molecule: messenger RNA, 1074 nt
Organism: Diachasmimorpha longicaudata
Lineage: Eukaryota; Metazoa; Arthropoda; Insecta; Hymenoptera; Braconidae
Product: serine/threonine-protein kinase Nek8-like
Exons: 7
Coding region: 100-942 (280 amino acids)
Biological process (GO): protein phosphorylation
Molecular function (GO): protein kinase activity; ATP binding
Source: RefSeq, a predicted model, not a curated record